Molecule: messenger RNA, 2241 nt
Organism: Serendipita indica DSM 11827
Lineage: Eukaryota; Fungi; Basidiomycota; Agaricomycetes; Sebacinales; Serendipitaceae
Source: the annotation of a GenBank genome assembly
AUGGCCACUCCUGAGCAACUAGAAGCCUUUUUUGAUCGCCAAAGGCAGCUUCUAGCACAGGAGCGACAAGCAGAAAUUGAUCAGACUUCGCUGCUGCUUUCCAAUUGCAGCGCAAAGCUCCUGGAGAAGAAGGGACUUGCGUUGCUUGGUCUAGGAGUUGUAAAUGUCAACAUCGGACUUGGAGGUAAAAGCCUUGUCGAGUUGGAAAGACCCAGCGCACAUCAUUCGAGUCCAUUGUUCCCACCGCACACAUUUCGACCUGGAGAUUUGGCUAGGAUCGACGAUGCCUCCACGACCAGUAAGAAGGCGAGCAAAUCGAAGACUCCCGCGGCUGCUAGCAAGGAGAAUUUCGGGGUAGAGGGCGUAGUUUACAAGGUCUCCAAUUCACGCAUUAUCAUUGCUGUCGACGCUUCUAGACCUGGAACAAAUGAAGACCUUGACAUUCCGGAACAUUGUAUCGUAGUAAAGCUAGCAAACACCGUCACCUACGAUAGGAUGGAUCAAGCAGUCGAACGCAUGUCUAAGAUUAUGCUCGGAAUCGCUGGACCCAGUGGAAAUACGCAGGCACCCAACGCACUACAACGGGUACUGUUUGGUCAAUCGUCUCCUUCGCGGCCAGACGACAUUGGCACGAUUCAAUUCUUCAACUCUGAAGGGCUGAACGAGAGUCAGAAGAGAGCCGUAAAACUCGCGCUAGCUGCGCCAGAAAUAGCACUUAUACAUGGCCCACCUGGAACCGGGAAGACACAUACAUUGGUUGAGGUUAUCUUGCAACUUGUCGCGCGGAACAAAUCGUGCCUGGUGUGUGGUGCAAGCAAUCUAGCUGUGGACAAUCUGUUGGAGCGACUAGUUCCACACAAGAUUCCUCUCAUCCGAGUUGGACAUCCAGCUCGUGUAUUGAAUGAUCUCCAUGAUGCCACUCUCGACUCGCAAGCCGAAAGAAGCGAUCAGGCGCAGCUCGUCAACGAUAUUAAGAAAGAAAUCAACGAUCUGAUGAACACGCUAAGCGGAGGGGGUAAGGGAAAGAAACCGAGGGGAGCUGAGAGGAAGAAGAUGUACGAUGAAGUCAAGGAGCUUCGCAAAGAAUAUCGAAAGCGUGAGGGAACUAUAGUGUCUCGCGUCGUAGAUGGUGCGAAGAUUGUGCUCGCGACCUGUCAUGGAGCCGGAGGUCGACAACUAUUUAAUCGGGCAUUUGACGUUGUUAUUGUCGACGAGGCCGCACAAGCUCUGGAGGCUGUUUGCUGGAUACCAAUACUAAAAGCCUCAAAGCUAAUUCUAGCGGGCGACCCCUUGCAGCUUCCACCGACAGUUCUCUCGACGAAAGAAAAGAAGAGUGCCACAGUGAAAGCUCAGGCACCAGCCAAAACUAUGGCCAGGGCGAAGGCCACAAAGCCUAAAUCGCAAAAGGCUGAACCCGAGCCAGCAAAGGAAGUAGAUGAGUCCAGCGAGGAUGAAAGAACCGGGGCCGAAGGAUACAUGCAAGAUACGGGAAGGCCAAGGACCUCUAUAACGAAACUUGGGCUGCUCAUACCACCCAAAUCGCUUGAAGUCACUCUUUUCGACAGGAUGGAGGUAAUGUGGGGUCCAGAAAUCAAGCAAAUGCUAGAUGUGCAAUACAGAAUGAACACCAGGAUUUGUGCCUUUCCUUCAGCCACACUGUACUCUUCCAAACUUACUUCGGAUCCUUCGGUGGCGAAUCGACUGUUGACCGAUCGGGAUCCCACCAAUGAUGCAGCUCAAGAUACACUAGGCCACCCUAUAGUCUUCUUUGACACGGCUGGAUGCGAGUUCUUUGAGCGCGUAGAUGGUGGAGACAAUGAGGGUAAAUCGACGACUCUAAAUGACGAAGGGAGUAAAUGCAACGUCAACGAAGUGGAAAUUGUCAAACAAUGGGUCAACGACCUUGUCAAUUAUGGGAUCCCUCCACAGGAGAUUGCAAUCAUCACGCCAUAUCAAGCCCAGGUGUCGUUGCUCUCAGCUGCUCUCACGUCAAUUCCUGGAUUGGAAAUUGGCACCGUCGACGGUGUCCAAGGACGAGAAAAGGACGCGGUAGUCAUCUCUCUUGUGAGGAGUAACGAUAAACGGGAGGUUGGGUUCCUCAAAGAGAAGCGACGCUUGAAUGUAGCGAUGACCAGAGCACGGAAACAGCUGUGUAUUGUCGGCGAUAGUAGCACAAUCCGUCACGGUAGUUUGUAUCUCAAAAAGUGGAUGGAAUGGCUCGAGGAGAAUGCCGAUUCGUAG